GAGUUUCUCCGCUCUGUAUCUCUCUUGCGCGUUUUCUGGCGUUCCGUGUGCAUGUGUAUUGUGUAUAUAUAUAAAAAUAUAUAUAUAAAUAUAUGUAUAUUCGUAUGUGUAAUACAUAUAUAUAGAUACAUAUGUAUAGAUAUAUAUAUAUAUAAAUAUUUAUAUUUAUAUGUAUAUGUACAUAUACAUGUGUUACUACUUACGCGUGUGGUGAGUACUGCGGAGCGUGCUCGUAUUCACAAGAGAACAAGUGUGCUGUUUGUUGUUGUUGGUUGUUAUUGUUCUGUUACUGCCGACCGAUUCUCCUCCAUGGUUAUCGAUCGACUCUCGAUCGCAACUGCGUCUCGACAUCUCGAAGGGGAGCAUCCGGGUGAUUGUACGACGACCACGUUGACUCGGAUCAUCCAUUCGAGCGGACAGUGACGCGGAAACGUAUUCCCUAGCGAGUUCCCGCGGUGAAAUCUCGCCAGCAUCGGACGAGGCGGAAAUAAAGAAUCGCGGUGAAGGGCGGAAAGAGCACGGCAGAAGGACAGACGAACAGGCGGAGGGAGGGAAGAAAGUUAAUAAAACGAGGACGAGGAGGUGGGACCCGCGAAUUGAAUAUCCCUGUCGGGGUAAAAGAGACAGAGCGACAAAGCGACGAGGGCGGCGCGGCUGGCCAUAGAGGAGGAGAAGGAGAGGCUGUGUAUCGCGGCAGUGGAUCGCGCGACGUGGCAUGACCCUAACGAGAAGAAGGCGGAGGAGAGGAGGAAAAAGCACCGCGGGCCGCGCGACCGGCAGGAUUUAAUAUUCAGCGCGAGUGGAUCGAUCGCCGUGUCGCUGGUACAGCCGGAGAUCGCGAGGACAGUAGGCGCGCGGAGCUAGCCGGCGAGCCGCUCGAUGGCGUCGCCUGACCAAUCGGCUCGUCGUCUUUCCCUGGCCAAGCCGAAUUCGUCAAGCUUGCAAGCUCUCCUGCUCUCUCUCCCUCUGUCUCGGCCCUAGGAACCUUGUACUGCGGAUCAGAACCCGGGAGAACAUGUCCGAGCCAGAAGAAAGGGACCGGUGAUCGUUGCUCGGAAUCCUCUAAAUCAUCCCUCACAGUGAAAGCGGAAGAAGCUUGAACAAGAAACAUACGAGAGACAAAGUGAACCAGUGCAUAUUCCCCAGGUUCCUGCGAAGGACCGUAAAAGCUCGUCGAUCUUCGAGAUACACGAGGAUGAGUGAGGAGUCGGAGUACCCGGCUAGACACUAAAAGACGCUCAGAGGAGUUGUCCUACAUUGCUCUACCGAAAGGAGAAUACCAGAGGAAUCCUAGGGGUUCCAAGAGGAAUCGUCGUUGUCGGUGAUCGGUACAGAGACACCACACGGUUAUUGUCCUGACGAGAGCACGCGGGGGAGAAAUCUCUCGUCCCCGAGGAACGCAAGAAUGAAGUCAGCGCAGUGCUCGCGCAAGCUUGGCAGUGUGUCGCCCUCGGAUGAUCCGGCCGCAACAGAGGCUGGUACACGUGGCUCAGACCUCAUUGCUCCUAGGAUCGUCACGUUGUCCGCUGUGGCAGGCACCGGCCACGCUACCUGCCACUGCCAUUGCCCGGCAGGUCGUGGCACCCUGGACCCGUCCCGUUUACCCUCUUCCCUUUCGUCGUCAACGACGACACCCGGCAGCGACAACAGCUGCGACAACAGCUGCGACCUCUGCGAACGUCUACGCUGCGAUCCGCUGCCCGACAGGACCACCAACUCCGCCGUGGACUGCGAGUCCCGACGCCGCGACAUCAUGACCCUGUCCAGGACGUUCGAGCACGACAGGUUUCAUCGGGCCGCGCGUUUUUUAGCCGCGGACCCCGCCGGCCGCAGCGGUUCCAGCGACGUGCGGUGGAGCUCGCGGACGGGAACACCGUUCUGGUGGAUCAGUCAGAGUCGGACGCUGGCCUGGACCGUUCUGUUCCUAUUGCUACUCGUGUUCCCCGCGCUGGCGGAUCAUCCCAGCGGAACGUCAAGGAGUUCAUCCAAAGAAGACGGAGUGUGCCAAAGCAUAGACAUUAGGAACAGCGUGAGCCAGUUCUCGAAACUGAAGGGUUGCCGAUUAGUUGAAGGGGUGGUACAGAUUCUACUGAUCGACAACGCCGAGCCGGCGGAGUACGCAAACAUCUCUUUCCCGGAGCUGAGGGAGAUCACCGGAUAUUUGUUGUUAUACAGGGUGAAAGGGCUGCGUAGCAUCGGUCGGCUGUUCCCGAACCUGACAGUGAUCCGCGGCCAUUCCCUUCUAUUCAACUAUGCCCUGGUCGCGUUCGAGAUGAUGAGCCUGCAGGAGAUCGGCCUGCACAGCCUGACCACGAUCGUCAGGGGCUCCGUGAGGUUCGAGAAGAAUCCGGCGCUCUGCUACGUGGAUACUAUUGACUGGGACUUGAUCGCCAAGGCGGGCAAGGGGGAGCACGUGAUCUCGGGAAACAAUCCGAAGAACGGCUGCCCGGUGUGCGAGAAGCAUUGCCCCCUAGGACAGACCAAAUCGGAAAGGGAGACUUUGUGUUGGAACCAGCAACACUGCCAACAAAUUUGCGACCGCAAGUGCGAGAACAACGCGUGCGACCACACGGGCCAGUGCUGUCACCCGUCGUGCAUGGGCAGGUGCACCGGGAGCACAGCGCGCGACUGCAUGGUGUGUAAGGACGUGAGGACCGCGGACAACGAGUGCAGGGACCGUUGCCCGAACGGCACCCUCGAGUUCAUGAACUACCGGUGCAUCACCGAGGAGAAGUGCCGGCGCAUGGAGAAACCUCUCGAGGCGUACAACGUGAAGGAGUUCCCGUACAAGCCGUUCAACGGUAGUUGCGUGAUCGAGUGUCCGCCAGAUUACAUGGAGGAAGAGGUGAACGGCAAGACGUCGUGCAAGAAAUGCGAGGGACCCUGCCAGAAGGAGUGCUCCAGCAGGAUGGUGGACAGCAUAGCGUCUGCCCAGAAGCUUCGCGGGUGCACGCGGAUAACAGGCAGCCUGGAGAUCCAAAUCCGCGGGGGCAAGAAUAUCGUGAAGGAGCUGGAGGACAACCUGAGCACGAUAGAGGAGAUCAACGGCUACCUCAAGAUCGUGCGCAGCUUCCCCCUAAUAUCGUUGAACUUCCUGAAGAAACUGAGGCUGAUAGGUGGCAACGUGGACGAGAGCACCAAAUACUCGCUGCAGGUGAUGGACAACCAGAACCUGCAGGAACUAUGGGACUGGAGUACCCACGGGGACCUGAAGAUCCUGUAUAAAGGCCAGCCCGGCCGGGUGUUUUUCCACAUGAACCCGAAGCUGUGCCUGUACAAGAUCGAGACCCUCCGCGAGAAGGCCGGGCUGAAUCCAUUCACGGACUACGAGGUAGCGCCGAACAGCAACGGCGACAAGAUGGCAUGCAACGUGACCGAGCUGAAAACUCGGGUAGGCAACUACUCGCCUCGGGGCGCGGUGAUCGAGUGGGAGCCGUUCAUCCAUCACGACGCCAGGUCGCUGCUAAGCUACGUGGUUUACUUCAUCGAGGCGCCGAACAGGAAUGUCACGAUGUACGACGGUAGGGACGCGUGCGGCGGUGACGGUUGGAAGGUCGACGACGUGUCCGUGAACAAGAACGACAGCAAGAAGAAGGUCCACUCGCAUUACUUAUCUCAGUUGAAACCGUACACGCAGUACGCGUACUACGUGAAGACGUACACUAUCGCGACCGAGAGAUCCGGUGGGCAGAGCAAAGUGACGUACUUCAGGACGUUGCCGGAGGCUCCCAGCGUCCCUAGGAACUUCAAGAUCUGGAGAACCAAUAGCAACGACCUGUAUAUGUCUUGGAUGCCGCCGUUGCACAAGAACGGGAACUUGACGCACUACCGCAUCUUUGGACGAUGGGAACCAGAUGAUCCGAACUUCAUUGAUCAGCGAAACUACUGCUACGAACCAAUGCUGUUGACUGAUAAGAAGGCGAUCUCGGUGGAAGAGGAGGAGAAGAAGCGGAUGGAGGAAGAGAAGGAGCGGACGAUCGCAAUGGAGACGACCACCUGCGAGUGCGUGGAUCGCGAGAAUGAUCAGUCGCUUCGGGAGAAGGAAGCCUCGAGCUCGAUCGCGUUCGAGGACGCUCUGCACAACCAGGUGUACGUGAAGAGAAAAACGAGAAGGAAACGCGAUGUCGGCGAUACACCUUUCAACGGGCAAGAGUCUGAACAGGUCUUCGCAGACAAAAAGGUGAACAAUAGCUACAUAGUGUUUGAGCGGCAGGUGCCGAGCACAAAUCACACGUUCGUGAUGGAGAACCUGCGACACUACGCCGUCUACAGCAUCGAGGUGCAGGCGUGCAGGGCCCAGGAAAUGAACGACACGUUCAGGAAGUGCUCCACCAAGAGUAUGAGGACCGUCCGAACUCAGCCACUGGAGGGUGCCGACAACAUACCGCCGGAAUCCUUCAAGGCGAGCAAGUCCAGCGAGAACAACAGCCUCACGGUCGUCACGCUACAGUGGGACGAGCCGCCGCAACCAAACGGUCUGAUCGUUACCUAUCAGAUCGAGUAUAAGAGGGUGGACAUACAAAACUACAAACCGAUGGUGAUCUGUAUCACUCGGCGUAACUUCACCAAAGAAGGAAAAUCGUACGUGUUGAGAGGGCUGCACGCAGGCAAUUACUCGGUGAAGGUUCGCGCGACGAGUCUCGCUGGGAUCGGAGACUGCACGGAAGUAAAGUACUUCUACAUCGAGGAACGUAACACCCUGAACUCGUUCUGGGUGAUAUUCUGGCUGAUGUUGUGCAUGACAAUGCUGCUGCUGGUAGCAUUGUUCUUGUACUACGUCUACAAGAGGAAGUUCAUGAGGAACGCGGCCAGCUCGACUCUGAUCGCGACCGUGAACCCGCAAUACGUGAGCAUGCCGUAUGUACUGGACGAGUGGGAGGUACCCAGGGAGAAGAUCGAGAUGGUUAAGCCGCUGGGGAAUGGCUACUUCGGCAUGGUCUACGAGGGUAUAGCCAAGGACAUCGUGAAGGGGAAGCCGGUGGUCCGGUGCGCCGUCAAAACUGUGAACAAGGUGGCCACUGAUCGGGAACGGAUCGAAUUCCUCAACGAGGCAUCCGUUAUGAAGGGUUUCGAUGCUCAUCACGUGGUGAAGUUGCUAGGCGUGGUGACCAGCGGCCAACCGACGCUGGUGAUCAUGGAGCUGAUGGCGAACGGUGACUUGAAGAAAUACCUGAGGAGCCACAGGCCGGACGGCUGCGACGAGGCGAACCCGCAACCGGGGCCGGAGCGGAUACUUCAGAUGGCGAUCGAGAUCGCGGACGGCAUGGCGUAUUUGGCCACGAAGAAGUUCGUGCACAGGGACCUGGCUUGCCGAAACUGCAUGGUCGCCGAGGAUCUUACCGUCAAAGUGGGAGACUUCGGGAUGACUAGGGACAUAUAUGAAAGGGACUACUACAGGAAGGGUAGCAAAGGUCUGCUACCAGUCAGAUGGAUGGCGCCAGAAAGCUUGAAGGAUGGCGUAUUCAGCAGCUUCUCCGAUGUCUGGAGCUACGGCGUGGUGUUGUGGGAGAUGGUGACUUUCGCGUCCCAGCCUUAUCAAGGUUUAUCGAACGACCAGGUUCUGCGGUAUGUUAUCGACGGAAGAGUGAUGGAGCCGCCGGAGAACUGUCCGGAGUUGCUGUAUGAUCUGAUGAAACGGACCUGGAGGCACAAGGCGACCAAACGACCCACGUUCAUGGACAUCGUCGCGACGUUGCUAGACCAUACUGACAAGAAGAGCUUCCAACAAGUCAGCUUCUAUCAUAGCGCCGAGGGGAUCGAAGCACGCAAUCAGAACAAGUCGAACUCCUCGCAGUCCGACGAACACUUGGAACUCUCGAACCUGCAAGACAUGCAGGAGGAAGAGGCGGAGGGUGAGGAGGACUCGCCGUUGCGCCAGGACUUCGGCGACUUUGAGAGCUUCGAACCCGGCAGCAUCAGCAAGAACAGCUUCAGCCCCCGCUACAGGCUGGACUCGUAUGGCGGGACGUGCAAUUGCAGGAACAUGAACUCGUCGAGCAUACCGUUGAAGGCAGGCUUCGACGACUUUGACGGUGUGUCCGCGGACUCGGUCGCCUCCGGCAAGGACACGCUGAACCUGCCGUUCGUCGAGGACAGCCUGAAGUCGGUGAAGAGCUCGCCGUUCAUGAACGCGAAAAGCGCGUCCAGGAGUAACCUGAGUCAAUUGUCAGUCGGCAACAAGUCGGUCAGCCCGAGGAACACCGGGAAAAGGAGCUAUCUGGGCAGCCCGAACUCGUCGAAGCUGGCCAACAAUCCGGACUACGAGAACGGCAGCCCGGAGAUCCUCAACGCGGCCGAGAAGAGGGAGAUGGUGCCGUUGCGAGUCGACUUCCCGCCGAUCGAUGCUGUGGACGUUGAAGCAGCCAUCGACAAGAAGGACAACGCGGCGCAGGCUGCGGAGUACGUGAACAAACCGGAGACCCUGAACAAUGGGUACAUAGGCAGCACGACGACGUAGUCUUAACGCGUUCGCGGCUCGUGUUCGUCGCGGUUUACGCUCCUCCGGUCAGCCGACUCCAUCCUCGUUGGAAUAUCGCUGCCGACCGUCGCUCGCCGGCGGAACGUGAACGCACGAACGUGGAGCGGCGAAUGCGUCAAGCACAGAGCGAUCCGGGAGAGUCUGGUGCGGACUCGUUCAGGGUACACCGCGAUCGAGCGAGGGCAGUGUCUGCGCGAUAGCGCGCGACAAUGAUCAGACGCGGGCUUCCUCGAGCGACGCGUACCGAGACCGGACAUGCUGGAAAGUGCGAUUCGGACUGCUGGUGUUGUUCUACUCGUAAGUUCGUAUUUUAAGGAUUCGAUCGGACGCGCGCGUACCGUGGCCACCCUUGACCGACGCGGAAUGUUGAUAGAGAGGAAUGGUCGCUAAACUGUUCCUUCGAGACUGGACUCUGAGGUUCUCUGACAUUCGACCGAGGGUUGCUGACACUGAGGUAACAAUUUUGUCCCCUAAGUUGAUGUUUCCGGUACGUGGACAAUAAUAUAGGAGAGAGCGGAAGUCUGUGGAAAGUUUCUUUCUUAGUCAUUUCUUGAGGUUUGUAAGUGCACCGGGAUCAGGUGUCUACUAUGGUUUAUUUUAUUCAACCGACAUAUUUAGUAGUCAAUAGAAUCGUCGUCGUCUAAAACUUGCAACGGAAACUCUCGUUAGUAGACUGCCGAUCUUUGAGCAGUUGUUGCAUACUGCAAUGCUCAAAUCACAAUAGACGCGUUAUUCGAUUUAAAUGCCUAAUAGUAAAGGGUCGUUCUCAAAAUCCAAGGAUUAACAUAAAGAUCCGCAGUUCAGCGGCGAGGUACCAACACGAAUUUUGUUGCAUUGGUGUAAAACGAGCGCAUCGAUUCCGCUGCGAAUAUUUCGCGUCUGUUUGAAACCAUUAGCUCCCGACUUCGACGGAUCCCUCGUCGCGGUGCGUGGCCCGUCCUCCGGUUACCGCGGAAGUUUUACUCGCCUCCACCUCCCCGUUACAGCAGACACUGCCUUUUUAAAGACCGAGACGAAGCGCGGCGCGUAACGAGAACAAUCGGACGAACCUGACGCGUUUUCCGACCAAACAGGGGACGACUAAACGAAGACGCGGCUCGCCGGUCCGAGUUACUCGCCCCCGAGCAAACGUAAUGCCAUCUAUUUGAUUUCCUCUUCGACGGCGAACUGUUACGCCGCGUCAGACAUUUAUACGUUAUGAAUUAUUCGCUCGCCGUUUCACGCGUGUUAGGUCGGCUCUGGCGAUGACACCGAUGCGACUGCAACAAUUAGCACCUGAAGUAUUCGAGCGCACUUUCAAAAAUGAAUGACGUUCGUGCAUCGCUUCUUGACGAAUAAUCGACGUGCACAAUUGGUAAUAAAAAUUAUUUGAGAAUCGGUAUAUUUUGACUUUCACGUUUGGUAGAAUGUAUCCUGUAGGAUCAGUACAUUUUUGUUGUUUAGAAGCUACCCUCUAGCGUAGCGCGUGUUCGCUUCGAUCAUCGUUUACAGAAAAUUUAGAGUAUGAAAGCCAAGUUGUGUGUCUUGGAAUAUUUUUGUAACACACUGUGUGUAUUUUUAAGUGUAGAUAAGGAAGACACUUUUUUGCCGUGUACAAGUAUGAUAAUGGUACAGUGCUAGUCUUAAUUCCUUGUAGUUCGAUGAUUUACUUGCGAAGAGAUUUUCAGUGACAGUUGCAUCGGUGGUCACGCGAGCAUCAACGUCUGACUACGCGUGCUCCGUCGCGUUAUCGACGAACAGUUCGAAGACGCGCCUCUGUUUGUCAGCGCGUACCGACUACAAGCGGAAACGUCGGCUUUCUUCCUUUCGUUGGGGCGGUGGUCGGCCGCGCGCAUACUCUCGCCUACGAUUUUUCUAUUUUCCAUGGGCAUCGCGGCCGGCCGCCGCCUCGCCUGAUUUUAGGCUUCUUCGAGUGCUAUCGUGGAUAGAUUAAAUUAAUCGGCGCUCGUGUCGGAGACGGGAUGUACGGGGUGAAUCGUCUUACGAUCGAACUUGAAGCACCUUCGACGUUUCCGAGGCUUUUGAAAACUUUGCAAGCUGAACAGAACAAAUGUUUGGUUCAGAGGGUUUCGCAUCGUUGCAACAAAGCGGAUUCUUUUUGGGAAUCUUUGUCGGCGACGCAUCGAGCGUCUCCGAUUUGAUUUUUUAUGGUACCGCGUGUGCCUCGUCUCUUCCGGAAUAUUUUGGUUCGUCCGCGUGAACGGAUCCCCGCGAAACUUCUCCCAGAAUCGUGCAAUAGAAAAAUUACUGCAUUGGUGCUAAAAAGACACACGCGGGCGAAACGAACUGGCUGGAGAAUUGAGACGAAGCACGCGUUGUUAGUGGAAACAAAAACUUCAAGGCGUUCGAAAACAGGACUCACCCCGCCCCGGUCUAAUCCUUACUGGAUUGCGUUGGAAUUACUGGCAGUGCUGGAGAAGUAAUAAGAAUUCAGUGGUAUCGUAUUUGGUUGACGCUGGUGUUAACUUUCGAGACCAGAAAAUGUCAGAACUUGAGAAUUUCAGAGUCUUCAGAUAUCAAAGCUUCAUCAUCGAAAAUUCUCGAAAUAUCAAAAUUUAAAAACCUUCAAAUUUGAAGAUACAAACAACUCGAAAUAAUGCCUAUUCUAAGGAUCGACCGUUAGCAACACGAAACUGAGGGAAAGAAUAUCAACUCAUCGAUGAAGUGUAACUGCCUAAAAAUACGCAAACUAUAGCAGAAACUCCGGGAUAUUAUAAACUCCUCGUCACUAUAAUCGUCACAUCACGAAUGAAACCAUUCUAAUGACCUCUUCGAUUGACAUUCGCGUCGUUCGGACGCGGUUCCAUUGAAUUCUGAUGAACAAAUACAGCACGGAUGAUUUCAACGCGGCAAAAUACGUCACGCUUCCGAGUACAGAGAACGUAGACUGGUUGUUUCUAGCUCGACAGUAGCGAGAGUCGAGAAUCGGUCGACGGACGAUCCGAUCGGCGCGUGGCCUGCGUCGAAUCACUCUUAAGCGUCGAACGCACGCGAGAGGAGAGGACACGAUGCGCAAGCCACGAGCAACGUCAAACAAACAAACAAACAAACAAACAAGCAAGCAAGCAAGCAACAGCAGCAACAAGCAGCAGCAAUGCGAUACGCAGCUGAGUCUAUAUGUAAUGAGCCUCUAACACAAAGACUGAUUAGCUAAUCCCAUUUUAUUAACAACCCGUAAUUCGCUGAGUAAGUUUAACGUUAUCGAAACGAAAUGGUAGAAGUUCCAUAUAAUACACACACAUAUAUAUACACAUAUGUGUGUGUACAUAUACAUAUAUACGUAUACAUACAUCCAUACAUUUUAACAUACAUACGUAACAUACAUUACAUAUAUUUUCUCAUCUCUCUGUGAAGGCCAUCCUCCUUCUUUCUUUCCUCUUCUCUCUGUUCCAUCCCUUUUUCCUCGUGCGCCGGUGUAGAUCGCGCAUACUCUUCCCUUUUCGUUUCUUUCUCGCGUCGAUUCGCACACGUCUAUUGUUGCUUCGAAGGAAACCGCGCGGGACGAUUGGAAAUUUCAAGAGUGUUCCCAUAAGAAUGAGUUUUUCAUUGAAAUAGAAGAAAUACAGUUUCCCCAUAAUUUGUUUCAUUUUUUAGCUUUUCUAAAAAAUUUGCUGCAUUUUCUUAACCGUUUGAGUUCCGAGCGACAUGAUCGCGCUUUUUCGUUACACUGUCUAAAAGUGCUAGUCUAUCUGUUCAUAGAAUCAGAUGAUGCUUAUUUAUUUCUUUUCCUUUUAAUUAUUCAUUUUUAUUUUUCUUAUUACCCGCUUAGAACUAGAAAAAUCUAACGAUCGCGCUAUUUAAAAUUUGUUUUUAUAAAAAUAGAAAACCGUAAUUCAAUGUCCGAAUGAAAGCGAAAGAUGCGCGAUCGCGCCGCUUGCCAUUUUUCGACGGGUUUUUGCAAAAACUGGUGGGUUUCAAACGGUUAAUAAUUGUAAGUGAAAGAAAUCCGAAGUUUUCCUUGGUUUAAUAGUACUCUGGUAUUAAAAACAAUCGAUUGAUGAUAGAGAAAUAGUAUUUCAUUUGAACUCCGAAGAAUUGAGCCAUAUUUAAUCUUACUUCCGUUCGAGAUCUUCCUCGCGAGUCUGACACGAUGUUGUAUGGGAAAGGGUUAAUUUCCACCCUCGCACGGUCCAGAGACUAACACGUUAUUCGUUGUAGCAACAUUCACAAGUUUUCACUCGUGGCUUUACGGAAAUCGGAGCAACAGCAGAACCGCAAUCAUCCGCGAGCUGUCCGGUCAAUAGUGACCUAAUACGAAAUACCUGAUCAGUUUGUAACGCUUUACACAUUACUACCCGUACACGUUAGGUCGAAGCAACGAGAAUCGUACAAAGCACGCAGCAGAGAGUCGCCGCGGGUCCGCCAUAAAGUAAAACUGUGACUGGGGUCACUUGCACGCUUCUUAAGCUGAUUACGAUUCACCUGUCAACCGAUCGGGAAACGAGUUAAUUCGUCUUUCGAUCAUUUUUUAUUUUCUUGUUUUAUUGGCAAUUCGUGUUAAUCCUAUGCAAUCAUAUAUAUAUAUGGAGUAUUUUGUAAUUGGUACAAUUGAAAAUAAUCGGCUUAUGUAAAAGGUAUCGAAAGUAUAACAUACAACUUUGUUCGAGUCUAAAGAUUGGAAGUGUAAAGUUGAAUUCAUUCGAAAAUAAGAUUUUCGGUGAUGAGAAUUGAAAAUUAGACCAAAUAUCGACAGGCGAAUCGUGUAAAAUGGCGCGUAGCCCUUGUCAUGGGCGAAUACGGCGACAGGAGCUCCGCGGAAGGGUGGAUUUGCGUGGAUAUUCUUCGAUCGGUUCGCAGGAUACCUUAUUCACGUGCAAAGGUUAUCGGAGAACCUUGAAUUGGGCGAUGAAUGGAAUUGAGUGAUGUCACAUUUACACAUUUAAGAAUCUCGAAACUCCAGUGACACAAAUGUCGAAUGCAAUAUUACAAGACAGCGAAAUUAUUCGGUUAUUUAAAAUUUUCACGUUACUUUAAUUCCAAAUUUUAUAUAAUUCGCUCGCGAAACUUUUCGUUAAAAAACAAAAUUUACAGUAAAAUUGAACUUUUCCAAUGGGCUCAAAGAAUGGAGAAGCAAUUCGACCAUCGGAAUUUCUCAAAACUCCAAAAAUAUCCAUAAAAUAAAUGAAUGGAUCUGUAGUCAAGUUACAGAUGAAGGUUUCUAGAAGUAUUUCCGAACCGUCAUUUUGUCGCCCAGCAAAGAAAACCGGGAAAAGAAUCGCCGUCUCCUCGACUCGAAGCCUCCUCGAAGCGCUCGCGCCUCGUUCGUCGAGUCAAAGUGCCAAGUUCGAGAGUAAUUCUCAUUUCGAUCGUGGAUCAAGAAGACUGCUGCGCGCGAUCUCCUCGCCGAUCACUCACCCUCACCCCCAUCUACCCAAUUCUCGUCGAUCGAUCGGCCAGGUAUGGUCGCCGCGCGAUCGCUCGAGUACUUACAUCGUCUUUGACCACGGCUGAAAGCUUCUUCUAUCCUUCGCAGCUCUCACAGUCUCGCUUAGCGUAAGAUUUAAAGUGGAUCUCCAUGCAACCCUGCCGUGUCCAAACAUUAAUUCGCUGACGACGAGCACGAUACUGACUACGUAUAAAACUGUUACCGAUUCGAGGUAAGGUUGCAUAGAAAUCGAUCUUCAUAACGCUAGAACUACCAGUCCGAAUGAUUGAUUAUAAUCUUUCCUUUCGCAAUUACCAUAAAAUUUCAAUUUAAUACCCUAAACAAUGUUCAACAUUAGUAACAUCACUCAUUCAAUAUUAACAGAUUCGCGACCAGCGUUUCAGCAGCAAUCUUCAUAGUCACUUAAUACCUCAUUACAUGCAACAAAUCGUCUUUAUAAGCUGCAAAUAGGAUUCAAGGCAAACAUCUCGUUGACUGUUCACACAUCAUGCGAAUACAAUUUUAAACAGUAACAUACGCAAAAGUCAUUUUAUUUUCUUCGCCCAGGAUACAAAAUGUUGAAUGUUACGAAUAUUUGACGCUGAUCGCGAACGUUCAAGAAUAAGAGCCAGGAAUGUGCAAAAUUGUGCUGUUAUAAAUUUCGUAAGAAGCACAGACGUCAGUCAUUUCAAAUAGGUAGUUCCAGCGUAGAAUCCCCAUUCGCGGUCCCGAUUGGUGGCUUCGACCUCUGAAGCAGCCAGGACCGCAGCUCCCCAUCGUUCCACGUUUAACUCGUUAGGGGAUGAAGACGGGUCGCGCGGACCGGCUCGGUCGCGCGGUCCAGUUGUUGUAUAUUACGAAAAAACAAUGUGAAGCCUCGCUCGUAAUUCAGAAGUAUUUAGCGUAAACCACGGAUUAACAGUUAACAUUAGACCGUAUGCAUACUUUGUAACGAGGCGCGCGUGAACGGGCUGCGCGGUCCUCGAUAUUCCCUUAGUCCAAGGGGCUAGCGAAACAAUGUCGACUAACGAAUGAACACCGACUGUCUCGGGAGAUGUUUAACCCUUUAACACUUUUAAACGUUAAACGCAGAGCUCUUUUCGCUUUGCUUUUCCAUUUAGACGUCGCUUAAAUGGAAAACUCACGUUUCUACGUAGGCAAGACACAACAGAAAAAGUCUUUUGUCUGCAAUGGUUCAACGAAAUUUCUUGCGAUGGACACGUACAAAUUGUUUCGUACUGUAUGAUUUAUCAAAUAUUAUUCCUUAAAUUUGACACUGACGCAGCGUUUAAUGCGUCAGCUGCGUACGAGUCAGCUCGUUACUACGAGAAUACAUGAGAGUCACGCAUGUAGAUUAAAACGCGACAGAUACGUGCAUUUACUGUGGGCGCGAGUUCACUCGUCACAGUGGACUCGCAGCGCAUUUUCCGCGAGUUAGCUCCACAGUUGAAAGGUUAAACGAUAAACGACACAGGUCUGCUGUUCCUGGACGCUUUCCUCCGCGGCCACCCUGUACACGCGCGCCGUAUGCGUAAGGCAUCGUAAGAUUAACCAGAAGAAAAUGUUUCCUACGAAGCGACGAGUUCUCUCUAUAUCAUGCGAAAUGGCUCGUGGCUACGAGAAAGAAGUUUCUUAGGCCUAUAUAGUUUUGAGAUCGUGUAAUAUAUAUAUAUAUAUUAUAUAUGUGUAUAUUAUAAUAUAUAUACAUAUACAUGCAUGUAUAUUAAGGACCGAAGAAUCAAGUUACGUUAAGGUACGCGUAAGGUGAACGAGAACGAUUGUACGCAAAUCCGCGUGUCGAUGUGUGUACGUGUGUUGUCGGUGUGCUUGGUGUGUAUAAGUGUGAUCGAAUUGUCGCGCGAGUAUCUGUAAAACGACGAGCGCGUGUGCGUUAUGAGCGAAACAGACGACAGCGAUCGAGACAGAAAUUUUCUGAUCGGGAUUAGAAACUUCGUCGAGACAGGGGAUCUUUCUCUCGGAAUCCUGGAUCCUUAAAGGCGGCCACGGAAUCGCUCAUCGAUCGCCGGAGGACGACGAUCCGCGGCGGUGUCGUCGCGCGGCCGUUUAAACGAGUCUUUUUCGAGCGUUAAGCCGCAUUCCCACGCGCGGAGCAUACACAUGAGAGGGAAACAAGAGCCCCGGGCUCUUUCGCUUUCCUCUGCUGUUUCUUCGGCUCGAAAUCGCGAACCAGUCGCGAGAGCCGGCUCCGAAGCUGCUCGAGGCUGUUCGUUAACGGCUUUGCGAGUGCGCACGCGGCUUUACGCAACCGCCAGCUAUCUAUCCCCCGAAUCGCGGCGUGCGCGUCGCGAACCUUUCGCCGGAUAGACGAGAAACCCCAUUCCCCGAUUGUCCUCUCCGAACGCCGAGCGUUUCGUCGCGUUUGUUCAUAGAAGCUACCCUUAAGGCUGAAAUGGGUCGCGUCGAAGACAAACGGACGGCCCGCGAGUGAUACGCGUGUUCGUUCUCGUAAAUGGAUUUUCAUCGAAGAUGACUUUUCCUUAUUUUUCUUUUUCUUAUUUUUCGUUGUUGCUGAGUUGCAAAUUUCUCGUUUUGAUCUUUCGUAAGCGGUUAGGCGUCGCGAGCCAGAAACUCGUGUCCCGUUCCUUCCCCCGAUCCUUUGUUCCUGCGUCCGCCCAACGCAACCUUCUU
Molecule: messenger RNA, 14492 nt
Organism: Nomia melanderi (Alkali bee)
Lineage: Eukaryota; Metazoa; Arthropoda; Insecta; Hymenoptera; Halictidae
Gene: InR-2
Product: insulin-like receptor-like
Biological process (GO): glucose homeostasis; multicellular organism development; positive regulation of kinase activity
Cellular component (GO): plasma membrane; insulin receptor complex; axon
Molecular function (GO): insulin receptor activity; ATP binding; insulin receptor substrate binding
Source: RefSeq, a predicted model, not a curated record